GCCCUUGAAGGCACCCCUCUCCUCCUGUCCAUCCAUCCGCUCACCGGGUUACUAUCGCGUGUGGUGAAGAGAAGCGCCACUCUCCUCCUUUCUUCCCGCUGGUGUGCGCGCAUCACUCGUGAACGAAGACAACCGGCAUCGGUUUUUUCUCGCUCGUGCCCGAAUCCGUCCGCCGCGCUUUCGGUCCCGGUUCUGCCCAUACCCACUCCUCUGCGUGUUCCGGCUCCGAGAUCCCGCCACGGCGGACCGGCUGACGUUGGGCGUAGCUGGGGAGGAUUUUUCCCGUGUGCCGCUGCACUGACUCUGAGUAAUCCUCACUGUCUCCAGAGAGCCUGUAGUGCUGUGGCCAUCCUCGAAGACUUAAGUCAACCAACUGUGUCCUGCAGAGACGGACCUCCACUAUUUGCGGGGAGAUGAAGCCGGAUGGAGUUGCCACGGCUGCACUGGAGCCGAUGGAAACAUUGGAAUCCAAUCCUGUCAAUGAAGAAGCGCCACCAACAGAACAGGAACCCAACCAGGCAACAGCUCCAGUGGAGCAAGAGACGCCCCAACCGCCCGCAGCACAGACCAAGGGUCAUCUGGACCCACAACCAAACCAGGCCAAGGAGGGUUCUGCUGCUAAGACCAGCAGCAAGAACUCAGCAGAGCCCAAAGCCAAGGCUACCAGCAAGGGUACGGCCAAGACGAAACCCGGGAGCACCAGCUCACCCAAGCCCCUGUCAGGCCAACGGACAAGCACACCGCAGAACCGCAUCGCAAAUGGCGUGACUAAGCCUCAGAUGAACGGCGCCGCUAAGAAGACUGCACCUGCUGUGGAGAAAAAGAGCACCCCAACCUCAGCUUCCUCCAAAAAACCAGCUGGAGCAGGCGCCGCAGUCCCCAAAACACCUGCUAAAGUCGGGGAGAAGAAAGCUGCGGGAUUGUCUGUGUCCAGCAACAGCACAAAGACCGCAAGCGGAGCAGCAGCAGUGAAAAAACCAUCGCCCACUACUGCUAAUGGAGUCAAAUCCAACACCAGCGCAGCUGCUGCUAAAAAGCCCCCAGCACCGAAGCCUGCUAAUUCCACUCCCUCCAAGCCGAGCGCCGUGGCUUCAACCAAACCUGAUAAACCCCUCGUUUCCAAGACAACCAGGACCACGACCAGUACACCAACCCGUCCCACCACCGGCUCAUCCCAGUCAGCCGCCACGCCCAGGAGCCCCAUGGUUUCAUCGAAGCCCGCCACCCCUAAAACUCCCAGCAGCACCGGCAAGCCUGCGACUUCCAAAUCAGCGUCCAGCACCCCCUCUGGUGGCAAACCGCCAGUAUCACAAGCAUCCAGAAACACAACACCUAUGAAGAAAGAUGUUACCAAACCGUCCACUCCAGCAGCCAAGAAACCUGCAGAUUCGCCCCUAACUCGCCCUUCAUCUUCAUCCAAGACCUCAAAGCCUGAAACGCCCAAGUCUUUCUCAAAGUCAGACGUCACGGCCAAAAAGUCAACCGCAAAUAAGAUUUCAGAAUCAAAGACGCCCAACCGCACCAAAACACAAGAAAGCAAGGCCGCGCCCGCAAAGAGCAGCAGCACCAAACCAGCAGCAUCCAAGACCACCAGCCCCAAGAAGACUGUGGGAAGCAGCACCCCGACUCCUGUCAAACGGGCUCCCAAACCUGCAGCUGCUGAUGGACCCCCAAAAGAAGUGGCAGCAGCCGGAGCCGCUGCUGCAGCCGGAGCCGUCGCCACGGCAGCUGCUGUCGCCACGGCGGCAGCUGUCAUCGCAGAACCAGAAAAAGGAGCUCAGGUGGAGGAAACACCUGAGGCCGCCCUGGAGCCGGUCCCAGAAUCACAGUCACCGUGUGAAACAAAGCCAAAACUCCUGCAGGAGCCAGAACCAGAACCAGAACCUGUAAAAGAACCGACGCCUGAACCUAUGAGGGAGCCAACUCCAGAACCUGUCAGGGUUCUAACGCCGGAACCUGUAAGAGUUCCAAGUCCACAAUCAAUGAAGGUUCCAACUCCAGAACCUAUGAGAAUUCCAACUCCAGAGCCGGCGAGGGAACCGACUCCAGAACCAAUGAGAAUACCAACUCCAGAACCAGCGAGGGAACCGACUCCAGAACCAAUGAGGGUAACAACUCCAGAACCAAUGAGAAUACCAACUCCAGAACCAGCGAGGGAACCGACCCCAGAACCAAUGAGGGUUUCAACUCCAGAACCAAUGAAGGUACCAACUCCAGAACCAGCAAGGGUUCCAACUCCAGAACCAAUGAGAAUACCAACCCCAGAACCAAUGAAGAUACCAACUCCAGAACCAGCGAGGGUUCCAUCUCCAGAACCAAUGAGAAUACCAACUCCAGAACAAGCGAGGGAACCGACUCCAGAACCAGUGAAGGUUUCAAGUCCAGAAACAAUGAGAAUGCCAACUCCAGAACAAGCGAGGGAACCAACUCCAGAAGCAGUGCAGAAACUCUCUUUAGAAUGCUUACGAGAACCAACUCCAGAACCUACACAUGAAGAAACUGAGCUUGAGCCAAGCCCAUACCAAAUUCAAGAACCAUCUUCAGAAGUUCCAGUAGAACCGCCUCAGCCAUCAGCAGCAGCUGAGCUGGGCUCCGGCGCCGCUCAGAUGGACCUUUUCCAGUACCAAGAGACGCCCAGCAACUCCUUCCCUUCCCUGGGAACAACGGUCAUGUCUCCUCCCUGUUCUCCACCAGGCCCCGCCUCUCCUGUCAGACAACCACAGAGUGCCUCCCCUCAGCUGCGGUCCGGCUCUUGGGCUCUGAACCAAGAAGAUGAUGAAGAGCAGGAAGGACAGGAGAUGAAGGGUAAGGAAGAGGAUGAGGAGCCAGAGAAGGAAAGCCUCUUCCUGCCCCCCCUCUCAGCUCCGGGGGCUUUUGAUGCUGCUGCACAACUCCAUUUCCUGGGUGCCUCUCCUCCAGGGGUUUUCAUUCCUGGGGACCUGAUCUCCCCCAGUGAGAAGGAGGAGGCAGUGGAAAAGGCUGAUGAGGAGAUCAACGAGGACGUUGAGGACGACGAGGACGAUGAUGAUGAUGAGGAGGAGGAUGAGCAGAGGAGACUGGGACACCAGCUUUCAUCCAUGAUCACCGACAUGAGCUCGUCUCAGCCCUCAGACGAGUUCCAGGUCCGCUCCUCUGCGUUUGGCGGCUCGGCCGGUUGGCAUGGAGACGACCUGCUGUCUGGGAUGGACUCUGAGGACAUGAGCAGCUGCACCAGCAGUCGACAGCCGGGGGUGUCCGACCUCAGCAGCACCCAGCACACCGCCAUUCUGGAGGGGACCCAGAGCUCAGACGCCUUAGUGGACUCCAGUCUCCGAGGGUCGGAGGGAGACGGCAACCUCAUGGGCUCUCCCAACGUGGAAACCCUCGCAAACGAGGAGGAAGAGGACGAGGACGAAGAGGACGAGCGGGUGGACGACAUGGACAUGAGCUCAGAGCGAGCUGAGGAGCAGCACGGCCUGUUCCAGGAGCAGAAUGAGGAGGAGGAUGAGGACGUGGAGAUGCACAGUGAAGGUCUGGUGGAGAGCGCCGGGAACGUGGAGGACGAGAACUUCAACGAGGAGGAGCGUUCAGACCACCUCUCUGCCCCCCCGACCUCCAACUGGAGUCAGAACAACCCCUUCUCUGACACUUGGACCCAGCCAGCCUCGCUGCUCUGCGUCUCCUCCCCCAGCCCCGUGUCCGACCAUGGCGCCGCUGAGUCCGAGACCCCCACCCAGUCUCCUGCUCAGGCGUGCCUAGACAGCACCCCCCCUCUGUCUUUUGCUCCUCAGACAGAACAUGAACCAGAACCCAGUCCGCUGACGGGCCUGGCUCCAGAAGAGACCCCCGACCUCCUGGGUGCCCCGGCUGUGGGCGUGUCCCAGUCCAGCGCCCUGAGCGGAGCCGCCCUGGCAGCCCACAGCAGCAGUGAGACCAGCACCCCCGAGGAGCUCCAGGACUACGACAGCAGCUCCGGGGUGGAGUCGCGCUCCGACAAACAGCACACCCCGGUUCCCGCUUCAGUCCAGCCGGACAUGGAUCAGGACCUGGGCAUUCACAUGGAGAAGGGUGACGGAGAGGAGGAGGAGGCCGAGACGCUCCCUGCCGACGAAGUCCCGGGAACAGGACCUCCCACGGCUCCGGCAUCCGACCCAUCUUCUCCCUCCACUUCAGGUGACGAGGCCAGUGACACGGAGGGGGAGAUGCAGAUCAACGACCCGGAGGCCCCCAUGAAGAUGGACGACGGAGUCGAGUUUGAAAGCCCCAGCCCCACCUGCGGCCUGCCAGCACUGGAGGAGGAGGCCGGGAACACCGCAGCGGGAGAGGGCGAGGAGGACGGAGGUGGGGCCACGCCUCAGUCUGCCAACUCCGUGGCGUCUUACGGCUUCGACUGCACCACGUCCAACUCCAACGCCCACUCCAUGGCCGAGAGCUGCGGGAAGAGCCCCGGCAUCUUCUCCCUGGAGAACGAGGAGCAGCUUCCAGAGGAGGCCAAAGACCCCUCCCUCAUCAAAGAGCUCACGCUGCCGUCAGCCGCCGCCGCCCAGUCUGAGGACCUGCUGGGCAGCGCCGUGGACCUGAUGCCCAUGAGCCUCACAGAAGACCACUACCCCAGUUUGGAUGAGCGCCACUAUUUGCUGGGUGGGAAGCUUGCAGCAGAUCAUGUGGAGGACCCGGAGGAGCCGGGUCAGCACACACAGAACCAGGAGGCGGAGGACCGCGGCGACUUCCAGCCUCCGUACUACUCCACCAUUUGCGAUAAGACUGAUAGUUUCCUGGAAGGUAACGUAUAAGUCCUUCCCGUUCUCCCUGGAAUGCACCUUUUCCCUGCAACCCCCCCCUCGCCCCCGUUUGUUUCCUCUCCACUUGGGUUAGACUUCUUAGCAGAAAAAGAGGAGAGCAACAGUGUAGAGGAGCAGAUUUUUAAAAGAAAUAAUGAAGCAGAAGGAAAAAAACGACAGUAGCAGUUUUCCAAUGAAGCCUCUGUCUUUCUUACUGUUCCGGUCACGAGUGUUUUGCUAAAACCGUAACGGACUCUAGAUACUACCGUUUUUCCACUAGGAGGCUCUUCUUAAGUAAAAUCCCCCAGCCCCGCCCCCCUCCCGACGGGGUACUGACUGAUCGGUCGACGGUGACCGAGCCUUUAAACUGAAAGGAAAACACUGAAAGAAAUGGACUCAUUUGUGUAUUUAUCCCACUGUUUUUACCGAACAAAUGUCCAAGGAUUUGUCCUUUUUUCUUUUUUAUAUUUGCUUUACUGUUUUUGUUUGUUUUCUGGUCCUUCCUCCCUGUGUACACACUCUGCACAUUAGGCAUUUUUGUAGAAAGUUGUAUUCUCGCUGCGAGGAUUUUAGCUUUCAAAAUAAAAGCCUGGUCAGAGCCACAGCUACAGGUUCACUAAGGUUUUGGGCUGAGCCUUAGUGGACUCAUCAUUACUGUUAAACAUUUUUAUGUACACUGUUUUUUAGAUUGUGAAAAAUUUGACCAAAUUCCUAGUGACUCUGGGAUGUUUCAUCCAAGUGUGACUAGUGUUUUGAUCACGGAUAUGAGGCCUUUUUUUUAUUGGGAGCAAAUGAAGCUCAUUGGUUUUAUCUGAGUCCUCAAACCUUCUGGAUAAAUUCUCUAAAGCCACACACUCAUUCGGGACAGCCCUAACUAGCUAGCACUUGGUGACGUUCUGUUUUCUCGUGUGCUUCAGCAGGUUCAGCGUACUUUGCAUAGGUCGGUAAAAGUCACAGCAUUUGUGUUUCAGGGUCUGCUUUGACGUGGCUCAGUUAGCGUGACCGUUUGUGCUCCGGUGAUCCACGAUGCUUUUAUUUUGUAAGAUCCUGCUAAUCCUACACGGUUGUCACAGCUGAGCUUUCCACCUGGAAAGCUUCCACAGCAGGCUUUUUGUUUCUUUUCAACAGUAUAUUGCAUGUUUAACUAACAAAACAAGUUUGUACUACCUGACGUUUGAGACAGUUCUGCAGUAGAAAUGAAUGGUUCAGUCUAGGAUAUCUUUCAAAGUUCCAUUAAAGCAUCAUUGCAAGGCA
Molecule: messenger RNA, 6014 nt
Organism: Oryzias melastigma (Indian medaka)
Lineage: Eukaryota; Metazoa; Chordata; Actinopteri; Beloniformes; Adrianichthyidae
Gene: prr36b
Product: nascent polypeptide-associated complex subunit alpha, muscle-specific form
Exons: 5
Coding region: 414-4772 (1452 amino acids)
Source: RefSeq, a predicted model, not a curated record